Trichechus manatus latirostris (Florida manatee) is the source of this 718-nucleotide messenger RNA. RefSeq names its product CKLF like MARVEL transmembrane domain containing 2 (gene CMTM2). The transcript is spliced from 5 exons. The coding region runs from base 1 to 660 and encodes 219 amino acids. Lineage: Eukaryota; Metazoa; Chordata; Mammalia; Sirenia; Trichechidae. The record is from RefSeq and is a predicted model, not a curated record. Gene Ontology annotation, cellular component: membrane.
AUGGCUGACAAGGGCAAGGCGGAGGGCAAGAAGGAAGAAGAGAAGAAGAAGCCCAAAAAGCCAAAGUCACCGCAGCCCAAGAAUGAAGUGGGCACUAGGAAGAAGUGUCGCCGGUACCGGUGGGAGCUCAAGAGCAGCAACAAAGAGUUCUGGGUCAUGGGGCACGCCGAGGUCAAGUACCUAACUGUGGGCUGCCUGGUAACGGCGUUGAUCCUUUUCUCGGGGUUGUCCGCGCAUCCCGUCUUGACGCUCAUCAUCACCAUGGAGCUGUCCAUCCUUAUAUUCCUCAUCAUCAUCUACACCUUCGCCAUCAACAGAUACAUGCCCUUCAUCCUGUGGCCCAUUUCAGACCUCCUCAAUGACCUGGCUGCCUUUUGUUUCCUCACGGGGGCCGUGAUCUUCGCUGUGAGAAGUCGACCAACCUUGCACAUGCACUACUUCAUAGCCGUGAUCUGUACUGGUGUGGCUGGACUAUUUGCUUUAAUCGAUGUAUGUCUUCAGAGAAGGCACUUCAAGGCCAAGAGGGUCAAAAAGACUGUGCUGGUUCCUCCUCCACCAAAGAAGACCAAGGAAGAUGAAAAGCAACCUGAAGCAGGCAAGCCAAAGGAACCUGAACCAGAAAAGGCAGCUGAACCAGACAAGAAAAAGGAAAAUAAAUGACUGGAAGGACACUCCUAUUGUCAGAAAUGGCAGUGUUAUUUUACAAUAAAACCUAUUU